GAGAAGCUAUCCUAGGACGAGACAACUGUCGGGUUUGUGUGUGUUGAAGCAUAAACAGUAUACGAACAUGAAGUAUUUAUAUACUUUUCUGCUGUGUUUUCUAUGCGCUGUUGGUACAGGUUACGGUUUACAGAUCGAAGCAACGCCUACUACAUUGGUUAUUGGACUAACAACAACUUUGGAGGUGACAUGUCACACUUUUAUCAACAGCAGCACACAGAUGGAGAGCCUGAUUUCCUUGAUCAUUACACGGUCAGGCCAUGGCCCUAGUAAGGAGUUGGCCUCCAUUAACGUCUUCAGUCCAGGCGGUCACGUGGUUGACGUAUCUAAUGAAACUCUGACAGGUUCCGGUAAGAUCGACAACAUGGGUGAGUCCUACCUCCAUCUGGCGUGGAGAUUUCCCGAUGUUAACAAGCGCGGUAUUUACGCGUGUGUAGCUCACGGUGUGAGUCACACUGGACAUCCGGUGACCCUGACCUCAACUAUUUCAGUUAACUCUUCUAACCCCGCAACGGGUCAACUGGUCAAUGAAAUUCACAAUCUGACGCUAGAGCUAGAUACAUGUGAAACAAAAUAUCUGGAUUUGAGUGAGGUGCUCUUUGAAUUUAAGAACAUGUCGCUAGAGUUUGAAACUUUCAAAGCAAAUUUGGAUUUGAUAAAAACUAAUAUGUUCUCAAUUUCUCCUCCGUAUAAUGGUCAUCAUUACUUACUGUCCAACAGGCUUCACACAUACGAUGUAAAAUCAGGAGAAGCUUUGUGUGAGUUGUUUGGUGGUUACCUGGUCGAGAUCAACUCUAGAGACGAGCAUCAAUUUUUGAUAAAUUUUUUGACAAACGAAAACAACAAGCUUGUUUUCAAUGCUGCAAUGACCGGGUUAUCAGAUGAGCUACAGGAGAAUGUUUGGGUAAAUCGACACAGCAAGACCGUGGCUAAUUACACACAUUGGUAUUCGGGUGAACCGAGCGGCGGGCAAAGUCAAAAUUGUGUUGUAUUAUAUUCCACAACAAUGCUUAUGAUUGAUGAUCCGUGCGCUGCUACCAUGAGCGAUAAUUCUUUUAAGCUGACUUACCUUUGCGAGGUGCCAGACCAAAAGCCAGUUUAA
Messenger RNA from Physella acuta, 1102 nucleotides. RefSeq lists its product as uncharacterized. The record is from RefSeq and is a predicted model, not a curated record. NCBI's taxonomy places the organism in Eukaryota, Metazoa, Mollusca, Gastropoda, Physidae.